This is a messenger RNA of Homarus americanus (American lobster), 2800 nucleotides long. RefSeq names its product probable G-protein coupled receptor No18. Gene Ontology annotation, molecular function: octopamine receptor activity. The record is from RefSeq and is a predicted model, not a curated record. NCBI's taxonomy places the organism in Eukaryota, Metazoa, Arthropoda, Malacostraca, Decapoda, Nephropidae. Gene Ontology annotation, cellular component: membrane. The coding region runs from base 746 to 2104 and encodes 452 amino acids. The transcript is spliced from 2 exons. Gene Ontology annotation, biological process: adenylate cyclase-activating adrenergic receptor signaling pathway.
AAAUGGAAAGUAAAACAAGGAAUUUGUGUGAAAGUCGUAUCUGAGUCAAUGCUAAGUUACUUUCUCUUCCUCAGACACAUCGGGAUGGAGAAAGUGACGUGAGAGAAGCUUCAGUGGACCAGCCUUCAUUAUCACCGUCGUCACUUUCUUCGUCACUUUCUUCGUUACUUUCUCUGUUACUUUCUCUGUUACAAUCAUCGUCACUUUUUUCGAUACUUUUUUUCUUUAAUUUCUUAGGCAGUUUCUCCGCUACUUUCAUCACUUUCUUCGUCACUUUCUUUAUAACCUUCAUCACAUUCUUCGUCAUAUUCUUCAUCAUCUUCGUCCUUUUAUCUAUCACUUUCUUUAUUUCUUUCUCUAUCCCCUCCACUGCUUUCAUCAUAUUUGUCCAUUUAUUUCGUCAAUUUCUUCACCGUCUUCGUCGUCCCAUCGUCAUCGUCACCCUCAUCGUCUUCGUCAUCAUCGUCAAGCAGUGUGGGUGGACGAGGAAACAAGCUGUAGUAUUACACGUCGCCUCCCCUUCACCCUUAAGAAUGAGUGUUUGUCGUUACAUUCAUCCCGGUAGUGUCCAUUGGUCGGCAGGCAGACAGCCAUGAGUUGCCCGUGAGUCUGCGGUUCCUGCACGGAGGAGCCAGACAAGGUGACCACUGCCCAGAAGUUUCCUGGAGGCUCGUCAUAUACGUGCAUCAGUGAAAAGUUGUGCCAAAAAUAAGUUACUCAAUCGAGAGUAAUCUGCAGAUCCCUCAUGAUGGCUUACCUCAGGUUGAACGAGAACGAGACUCUUCCGGUCUUUGUUCCCGCAGACCUCAACGUCACAGGACUAGAAGAGGAAACUAUCGUCGCGGAAGAUGUCGAGUGGAAUUUGGAUAUCACGAUGCCCAUCUGGGAGGUGGUGCUGACGGUGGUCUCAUUGAGCGUCAUCAUCAUCUUCACCAUCGUCGGCAACGUCCUCGUCAUCCUGUCUGUGUUCACUUAUCGGCCGCUGAGGAUCGUGCAGAACUUCUUCAUCGUCUCCUUGGCUGUGGCCGACUUGACGGUGGCGGUGUUCGUGCUGCCCUUCAAUGUCGCCUACAGCAUCAUCGGCAAGUGGAUAUUCGGGAUCCACCUGUGCGAGAUGUGGCUUACCUGUGACAUCAUGUGUUGCACAGCGUCCAUCCUCAACCUGUGUGCCAUUGCCCUCGACCGGUACUGGGCCAUCACCGACCCCAUCAACUACGCCCAGAAGCGCACCCUGAAGCGUGUGCUGAUCAUGAUCGGUUUGGUGUGGACUAUUAGCGUCAUCAUCUGCCUCCCGCCUCUCUUCGGCUGGAAUGACUGGCCAGAGACGUUCACGGAAGAGACGCCCUGUAUACUCACACAGGAGAAAGGCUUUGUCGUCUACUCUUCGUCUGGAUCCUUCUACUUCCCUCUCUUCAUCAUGACGUUGGUCUACAUCAAGAUCUUCACAGCCACACGACGAAGGCUACGAGAGAGAGCCAACGCCUCCAGACUAAACCAAAUCCCAAACACUGGAAAGGCCAGAGUGACGCGGGAAGAGGACUCAGCGGUGAGCGAGAACGGACAGAAUGGCUACAACGACAGCUGUAAGAAAAAAUUAGUUCAAAAGAAACGACGAAAGAAGAGGAAAACGGUGACGGCUCAAACGACAGCCACCACGACCACGACAUCGCUGGUUCCUCCUCCCAUAGCCGAGAGUUCUAUCACCGAGAACGACAUAAGCAACCCAAAAGAAGAUUGUUCUCCCGUGGAGGAGAAGAAGAGCUCAGAUGUUGUAAUCAAAGUCAACCCAAAGAGUGGCAGCCAAAUCCAUCAGUUCAUCGAGGAGAAGCAAAAGAUCUCGUUGUCGAAGGAGCGCCGCGCUGCCCGUACUCUAGGGAUCAUCAUGGGCUCCUUCGUUGUCUGUUGGCUUCCUUUCUUCCUCAUGUACGUCAUCCUUCCCUUCUGCCCGACCUGUCCUGAGCCCAACAUCAAGAUUAUCAACUUCAUCGUGUGGCUGGGCUACAUCAACUCCUCCCUCAACCCCGUCAUAUACACCAUCUUCAAUAUGGAUUUCCGAAGAGCAUUUGCAAGAAUCCUGAGAUGUCCGAAUGCUGCCACCAUAUAAUUUACAUCAGACUUUCUUCUUCCCUUUAACGUGUCAACUCUAUCACCCUCACCUGGACUUCCAUGAAUAUUUACUACGAUCAUGAUGUAAACUAAACUCGUCAUAGCCUACAGAGGUGUUAUAAUAGACCCUAUUAACCGGUAGCCAGUGAUAUAGUGACGCUUCUUACUACCGGCAGAGGGCCAUUAGGUGUAUCUAGUGAUGAACCAAUACAAUAUACCAAAAUAAACUCAAAAAACUUUUACUGUAUCUUCAGUGAAGAAUAAAUAAUUGUUGUCACGGAGUCAGCAUAGAGUAGAAGACAGAAGUUGCUCAUAUACUGUAGUUCAUCAACACUGGCUGGUAGUUGACAAUAAAGGCAUCUGGUGAGUGAGACGAGACUUCAUAUGUGUUGAUGAGGACAUGAGGUCAUACUCCCUCACCUGUGUGUGUAUACAUAUAUAAAUAUAACCAAAUGUACAUAGCGGAGACACUUAUGAAACAGAGGAGAUAAUUAAAGCAUAGUUCAGGGAAAUCUUGCGAAGGUGAUAACUUAUUUUUCUAAGAGUGUAAGUGGUGGACACCGGAAGUUGAUGUUGUUUUGUCCGGCUGUUCGUUCACUGUCUUAUGCAGCAGACGUUUUGCUUAGCAUUGAGAUGAACCACAUGUUAAUUGUAUCUGUUUAAAUUUUAAUGAAAUUGUUUGUCAGUUAUUGUU